Dunckerocampus dactyliophorus (ringed pipefish) is the source of this 1403-nucleotide messenger RNA. RefSeq names its product high mobility group protein B2-like. Gene Ontology annotation, molecular function: DNA binding, bending. The transcript is spliced from 5 exons. Gene Ontology annotation, biological process: regulation of transcription by RNA polymerase II. Bases 178 to 780 code for a protein of 200 amino acids. Lineage: Eukaryota; Metazoa; Chordata; Actinopteri; Syngnathiformes; Syngnathidae. The record is from RefSeq and is a predicted model, not a curated record.
GGGGCGUGGUCUGGGGGCGGUACUGGUCCUCAGCUCGACCCAGUUUGAAAGUGAACCGACGGUCCAGUCUCUGCUUCAGCCACCAGACAACAACAAUAAACCGUGAGUGGUCAAAAGCCGAAGCCCGAUCCCAAGUGUGCUUCAGCCUGUCGCCGGCCCUCCUGACGAGCUGCCACAAUGAUGCGAAAAGAUGUGAACAAGCCCAAGGGAAAGACGUCGGCAUACGCCUUCUUUGUGCAGACGUGUCGAGAGGAGCACCGCAAGAAGAACCCAGAGCAGUCUGUCAACUUUGCCGAGUUCUCCAAGAAGUGUUCAGAGAGAUGGAAGGCUCUGUCUCCCAGUGAUAAGAAGUGUUUUGAGGACAUGGCCAAGGCUGACAAGGUGCGUUACAACAGGGAGAUGAGAGACUACGUCCCGCCCAAAGGCUUUGGAAAGAGAGGUCGCAAGAGGAAAGACCCCAACGCACCCAAACGACCACCGUCUGCGUUCUUCGUCUUCUGCAGCGAGUACCGUCCCAGCGUGAAGCAGCAGUACCCGGGCCUCUCCAUAGGGGACUGCGCCAAAAAACUGGGAGAGAUGUGGAGCAAGCUGUCACAGUCUGACAAGCAACCGUAUGAAGAGAAGGCGCAGAAACUCAGAGAGAAAUAUGACCGGGACAUGGUGGCAUAUCGGGGUGGCGCUUCAUACGCCAGGAACCCCGGUUCAUCAGCACAGGGGGGCGAGGAAGAGGAGGAGGAUGAAGGCGAGGAUGAAGAAGAAGAGGACGAAGAUGAUGAGUAGGGACCCAGCUGUAGGGACACAGAGGUGUGUGUGUGUGUGUGUGUGUGUGUGUGUGUAUGCGUGUGUGUGUGUGAGGAGUAAGGUCAAAUUUCAGAUCUUUCACACAAACUUUUUUUUUAGAGAAAAUACGUCUCCAAGCUGCUGAUUGGCUUAUAAAGUGGCAGGGGCGGAGCUUCACAGGAGGCAUGGUUACAGGUAGACAUACACACGGGAGCCAGUCGGAGGCACUUGUGUUGUCCCCCUCAAUGGACCGACACUGUCCUAGUUGUCCUCAUUUGUGUGUGUUUUUUUUUUUUUUUUUACUUGAGCUUCUUGCUCCCUGUGUUGUGCAUAGAGGUCAAAGGUCACAGCUCAGCUGGACCAUGUGACGUACACACACACGCACACACUGUGGAUAACUGAUUGCUUGUGUGUGUGAGAUGAGGUCAAUGGAUGUUACAAGUGUCUGAGGAGGAUGACACCCUCUGUUGGUUAUCCCCACCGGCCCCUCCCCCAGCCAUGCUUACCUGUGUGUUACCAUGGAGACCGUGGACUCUUCAUUGUCAUGUUGUUUUUUUACAUUUUUUUUUGUUCACAGUCAACGUAGAAACGACUUUUAUAAUAAAACAAAUGAGGAAAAUGUA